Messenger RNA from Dicentrarchus labrax (European seabass), 6866 nucleotides. It is a transcript of the gene onecutl, whose product is annotated as one cut domain, family member, like. The transcript has 3 exons. Lineage: Eukaryota; Metazoa; Chordata; Actinopteri; Moronidae. Gene Ontology annotation, molecular function: DNA-binding transcription factor activity, RNA polymerase II-specific; RNA polymerase II cis-regulatory region sequence-specific DNA binding. The record is from RefSeq and is a predicted model, not a curated record. Bases 769 to 2124 code for a protein of 451 amino acids. Gene Ontology annotation, biological process: regulation of transcription by RNA polymerase II. Gene Ontology annotation, cellular component: nucleus.
CGUGACGCACUGAAAGCAGAGAGUCAAUGUGAGCAAGGGGGAGGAGGAGGAGGAGGAGAAGGAGAAAGAGUUGGUGGUGAGAUCGAUGAAGUGGCAGGCAGAGGGAGGAGGAAAAUCUCACGAGAUAAUGAAAGAAAAAGAGGAGAGCUGCUAGUGUAGAGCAAGAAAAAAAACGAGGCUAGACCCGGAGAUUUUUUUGGAGUGGAAAACAAAGACCGAGAAACGGGAACGGAAGAGAGCGAGAGAGGUUCUGCCUGUAACCGCAGAUGGUUUUUUUGCUCUCUGGUUUUUGGUGAAUGUAGCACCCCGGGGCGCAGCGGACCAAUUGUGUGAAUCUGCAGGGCUGCUCGGCGACACAAUCGGAGACAUGCACAGGACGGACAACAGCCGCGGACGCGCUCUGAGAAGUGGAUCAUAAAGGCACAAAAGCGAGGCUUCUGCCGAAGAACACAGCUGAGCACCAAAGAGACAAGAGAGCAGAGUGCUGAUGCACAAGUGAGAAUAAAAUCACAGUUAAAGCUCCUGAUGCUGUUGCAAACUCGUUUUCUUGGAGUUUGAGGGAGUUUGAAGACAGUACUUAACGUUAUCAGAUAAUUAAUUAGACACCCCAUAAGCCCGGAAAUCAAUUAAUUCACAAAUCAAUAAAUCCAUAGUCUGGUGUAACAAGAGACCCUCCAGACUGUUAGCCCGGCUGUUGAACAACAAUAACAAGAGAAGAGCAACAACACACAGGGGCAAGAAAUACAAUUUUAUUUGUUGAAAUUGAAGAUGGAUGGGGGUCUAGGGGAGAUGUCCCUCCACAGCCACUCAGAUCUGGCUCACAGCCAGGACGGCAGGGCCAUGCUGCACUCCCGGGACCUUUCAGCUGCUUUCCCCAGGCCUUCCCUCGGGGGUCCCUCCAUGUCUCUGGAGCCCGAGCCCCGUCCACCGGGCUUCGACCACUCCAUGUCGGCACUGGGCUACAGCGGCGACUCCCCGUCCAGCUCUGGCAGCACCUACACCACCCUGACCCCACUGCAGCCCUUUGAUGACAAGUUCCACCACCACCACCAUCACCACCCCUGCCUCCCUGUCAGCAAUGUCAUCGGCAGCUUCACCCUCAUGCGUGAGGACCGAGCACACCUCAGCACCAACUUCUACAACCCCUACGGCAAGGACCUGGCCAUGACCCAAAGCCUGUCGCCCCCCUCCGCGGGUUCAGGCCUGGGCUCCUCCAUGCACGGCUAUGGCAGCUUGGGCAACAGCCCGAAUGGCAAUGGUGGCCAGAUGCUCCACGGUGGCUACGACGUCCACGGGGGGAGCCUCUUCUGCCGGACAUCAGAUUUUGGCCGUGAGAUGUCACCACCAGGCCUAGGAGGAGGCGAUGUGUCAGUGUCAGUGGGGCAUCAGCUGAACAAAAUGGAGGCUCACCAGCACGCCCCCAGCCACCACCCUCACCUCUACAGCCAGCACUACCAGCCCCACCAUCACCCAAGCCAGCAGGCCUCCAAGAUGGGCGAGCACCUGCACUCCUCAUCGUCUGCCUCAUCCUCGCCCGGCGAGGGCAUGCUGCCGGGCGGUGGAGGCGGCGCCGGGGAGGAGAUCAACACCAGGGAUGUGGCCCAGAGGAUCAUCACAGAGCUGAAGAGGUACAGCAUCCCUCAGGCCAUCUUCGCCGAGAGGGUUCUGUGUAGGUCACAGGGCACACUGUCUGACCUCCUGAGGAACCCCAAGCCCUGGGGCAAGCUCAAGUCCGGCCGCGAGACCUUUAAGAGGAUGUCCCGCUGGCUCCAGGAACCCGAGUUUCAAAGAAUGGCCUCGCUCCGGCUGGAGGCCUGCAAGCGAAAGGAGCAGGAACAGAGCAAGCUGGAGCGCAACCAGGGCCCGAAGCGCACCAGGCUGGUGUUCACGGACCUGCAGCGGCGCACGCUCCUGGCCAUCUUCAGGGAGAACCACCGUCCGACCAAAGAGCUGCAGGUCACCAUCUCCCAGCAGCUGGGGCUGGAGCUCUCCACUGUCAGCAACUUCUUCAUGAACGCCCGCCGACGCAACAUCAACAAGUGGGCAGACGAGGGCCGUCCCUCCUCCACGGGUUCCUCGGGCUCCAGCGUCUCCUCCUCCGCAGUGUCCUGCAGCACGGCAUGAUGAUGGACCGCCGAGGAGGUGCGGUGGGGAGGGCGCCGAGGGAGCAAGGGGGCACAUAGACUGGUCUAGGCAGAGAUCAGCCGUAAUAAAUGUCCUCCUCGUUAUCAGAAGGAGCGACGGAGCCAGCUAUUAUAGAUGAUUUUAUGAAGAUGAAGCAUUUUUCCCAAACCAAAGUCGAUCGCCCCCUUGAAAUAGAAGGGGGCGAUACCCAGAGUGAUAUGAUCGCAGGACGUGAGGUCCUGCUUGUAUAGUCAAGGGUGCAAAGAUGAUUUGACUCAAAGAAGAGUCACACCCUUACAUAGACACCAUCUCAUUGCAUUAUUUUGAUUAUCUAGAUUAGAGAUAAUGAGGGUAUUACAAAUCAGGAGAAAGCAUAUUUUGAUGUACCUUCAAAUCUAUAGUCAUCUCUCCAAACGUGAAGAAUCAAGAGGUGCCGUUUGCUCACAUCUGGAGAGCUCCAUUGUGUAACUUCUUAAUCAAAAGUGUUGUCCAUCAUCCAAAGACGUUAAUCCUCCCCAAAUGUUCUUAUGGUCCUUUUUUUCCUCAAGAAUCAAGGUGAAAGAGGAAGGAAAGGCUUUUUUUUUAACGUCCCAUUUUUUCUGAAGAACCUAAUUCCCCUUUCUUAGCAUGUGUUGCCAUGGUGAUGGUUCCCAGGACUGUAUGGCGUUGUUCCAAGUUCGGAGCCUGGGAUUAUCAGGAGGGUUCUGUAGCGUCCGUGACUCCCAGCUGUCAAUCAUAUACCAUCAACAGGAGCCUUUCCUGUAUUUUGUGAAGAUGGUCCCGCCUUGAAUGAAUCAGAGUUUUCAAGGGGGAACCGCAGUGCAUCUCGCCGUACGCCAGGACAGAAUCAAUAAACGCAAGUAGGACGCAGAAACAGACUUGUUGGUGCAACUGUCUAGCUUUAAGACUCUCACUGAGCUUCCAAACGAAAGCUCCACAGCCAUUUUUUGACUCAAAAUCAAGCCAAAAAAAAAAAAAAAAAUGAAAAAAUGAAAACCAACCUUUGAACACAAAGGCUCCACGGGGAAGAGAUACGCCUGACACAAUGUAUAGUGACAUUGUAGUAUUUUUUUCCACUCAUUUCCAAACAACUGUACACACCUCUGCUCCAUUACGAAAUCUUUUUUUUACAGAUGUCUAGAAAAUGGAGGAAUGUGAUUCUUUCAGCCCUUUUUGUACAGAUUUCAAGCACAUCGCUCUAUUUAUAGAAACACGUUGGAAGUGCGGGGCAGUUUGUUUCAGCCCUGCUGACGUACAAGGUCAUUUUUUUGGUCCACAAAGGAAAGGCUUUAACAUGCCUCCUUAUAGCCAAUAGUUAAAUCAAACCAAGAACGUUUCAAAUGCAAUUGCUGAUCUGAUCAAUGUAUUUAUUACUGCAUUUGUGUAUUUAUUGUUUUCCCUUUUUCUUUUCUCUCUCUAUUUAUUUGGUUAUUUAUUUAUUCUAUCUAUAUACUGUAAGUAUUUAUUUAACAAUGCUCUGUAUGUCUGUGUGAAACUGAAGACUUUUUCUGAUGGGCACUUUUAGCUGUAGAAUCCCAUCGUAAUACCAAAGAUAAACAUUGCCUCCCUGAAUGUACGGCCUGAAUCCCUAAACCCUGUACCCAGUACCCAAUCCCAACCCGAUCCAGCCCAACCCACCCAGUGAUGUUACGUAUCUCUCUCUAUCUUUAAGGCCUGGCCUUUGUUUUUUUUGUUUUUUUUGUAGAAUAAUGGGGAUUUCUUUACUCUUGCAAAUGUCUCUGCGGUCAGCUCUUAACGCCAAGGCCAAAGCUUGUUUGAAUGUUGUGAUAAUAUUUAUAAUUAAUAAUACUAUGAAUAAUAACAAUAAUAAUAAUAACGAUUAUGAUGUGGCAUCCCAUAGGUUCACAGGUUGCUUGUAAAGUUGUGUUCAGACCAAUGCCAUCUGGCCGAGUGUGUAAAGUAUCUGGGGACCCACUUAAAGCGCCGUCUGAAGGCCCCAUUGAGUGCGAGUCCUUCAGGGUCACAUGCAAACAUGCGUACUGUGUGUCUGCCUGGGGAAAUGCAUGGUUGUGACCACCCCCAUCUCCCUCACCUGCCCCCCCUCCCCAGUACAGUGCAGACAGUCCUGUCUAUGUCCAACUCAGUGUGAUCUCACCGUCCUCCACAUGCCAAGCCCUUCUGACAGUUGUCUCAGUUCCAAGAGGAUUAGGGUUCGUUCUUGACCUUCGGGGUUGUUAAGGUGUGUUCCUCACCUUCUGGGGAUCUAAUUUCAUGUGCCCGAGGUUCUGAAGGUCUUAGGGAGUUUGUUCUUGGCCUUUUAGGGUCUUAGGGUUUGUCCCUGGCCUUCUGGGGUUCUUCUGGUUUGUUCCUCAUCUUCUAGGGAUCUCUGAUUGAUGGUUGUGAGGCCUGGAGGCUUUGUCCCUGGAUUUUAAGGGUCUUAGAGUUUGUUCCUGAUUGUGGGGGAAUCUUUUGAUUUUGUUGCAAGGCUUCCGAGGCUCAUAAGAGUGUUGGGGUUCAUUCCUGAUCAUCUAAGGUUCUUGGAGUUUGUUCCAGGUUCUCUAGUCAGCAACAAGCACAGACAAAAGUGGUUUGAUUUGCUAGUGUUUUGCAUUGUGGAUGCCUAAAUCAGGAGAAAAUCACCCAAGAUCUGACUCUCUGACCCCUGUGUUAAUGCUGCCAAAGAGUGGCGUGGUUAGCUUGGCCUUUAUCCACCCUCUCUCUCUCUCUCUCUUUCUCUCUAUGUCUCUUUUCCUCGCUCUUUCUCUGUCUUUAACGUUGGAAGGGGCGGAUUGCCGGGGCCCCCUUCACAGCGUGCACUUGAAAGACGGGCGGUCAUGAAAGAGGCCAUCGACUUUUUCACAGACUUCAAAGGCGAGGCUUUUUUCAUCCCGUCUCCUCUCUGGGUAUCUGGUCUGGGGUCCGCUCUUGGCCAGACCUGUGGGCUUUAGGGGGCAUUCAAAGGGGGCGGGGGGAGAUCAGAGAGGAGGCUGAAUCAUCCAGAAUGAGGAUGGUGGUAGUGGUGUGUGUGUAGGAAAGGUGGGAGGGAGGUUGUUUGAGGAAUAGGAGGUGUUGGAGUAGUGGGGCAUGGAGCUGAAUUAAACUUUAAUGAGCAACAAUUGUAAGUACGCUGAGAGCAAAGGGGGGUGAUGGUGGGGGUGUGAGGUUGAGUCUGUACGGGGGGGAAAUAAAAAAUAAAAGAGCUUGGAGGCUCCUGUGCUGACCCCUGCUCGCUACUGUCAUUAUAUCAAAGCUGAGGUGACACCUUUCAGGUUUCUCUUUGUCUCUCUGACUGGGAGCCUAAAAUGGAGACGGAGCUUUUUGUAUUGAGCCACCUUCUGCUCCUGUCAAGCGGGGAAGCUCUUCCCUUUCUGUACAGAGAGGAGAUGGGAGGGAGGGAGGAGUGAAUCCAGUUGGCUGCUGCAGGUGAUCCACAUUGCCAUCUUAGCCUGCGGCACCCCCUAGUGGCUUUUCCAGAAACUUGACCCUGAAACAAGUCUGGCAGCCAAGGCCGUUGUAGAGCAAUUCUGAGGGGAGUGGAAAUUAUGAAAUAGCAGAACUGAAAGCGAAUAUAUACUUUCAGAGUGGAAAAAAAAAAAAAAAAAAAAAAAGACCACAAAAAACUGAUUUUUUGAUAAUGUUUAAACCAAAAAACAACCAAAGAUUGAUGGGUAACUGCUGAAUCAUUAUGUAUCUUGGGUAGUUUUAGCAGUUCCCUAUCAGAGCUACCGUAGCACUCAGAGGAUUCAAAAAAGCACCAGUGGGAUUCCGCGUGCUGAUUAUUUAUGUUGCAUAAAACAGUAUUAUGUUGAGCUGGAACUGAGAAACUGACAUGAGGCAGUGUCUUCAGAUGGAAGUCUUUUGACUCUGUAAACCCAGUGUCCCCCUGUCUGUCCCUGCCCUCUCCCCUGUGUGUACAUGAAGACUUUACCCAUCUACCUCAACUGUGUGAGAUGUUGUGUGGCAAAGAUAUUCCUUAACCAAAGAAUCCAUCCUGUCAGGGUGUCUGUCUAUCUAUCUAUCUAUCUAUCUUGUCUGUCCAUCCGUCUCUUCUUCAUGCCUUUUACUCCAAACCAAAUGUGCUGGAAUCAAUCCGUAACAGGAGCCAAACGAGGCCUCCAUCCAGCCAAAGCUUAAAUCCAGUAUGCUAGAGUGUCCCAUUGAUCCAUGUUCUGUAUAUAAAUAAAAUCAUUCUCAAGACCAAAAAAAGAAGGAGGUGACAAUCCAAGCAAGGAGGAUCUUGCUGUAAUCAACGUUGCCUAUUCCUUGUUUUCCGAAAUCUAGAAUCAUGUGACUUGCUGUAACAGAAAAGCCCAAGAAUCAAGCACUCAUCCCAAAAUAAAAAAGGUCGGAGGAGACAGAAGCUAUUUUUCCACAUUUGUAAGCCACCCCUCCCACCCCCGUUUUUUCCAAAAUGUUUAGUGUAGUUGAAAUACUGUUCGAUCCCACUGUUGUAAGUAGGAAUUAAUGAAAUCCAUACAAAAAGCUUUAAACGAGGAAGAGCUGAGGGAAAUAUUAUAUUUGACUGAGUCUGAGUUUCCUCAGCUUGGACUCGACCCACCAUGCUUUAUCGUGCCAUUCUUGUCCAUGUGUUAGACUUACUAAUGAAUGUGGCUAACCAACCAAAGGCUUUAAAAAAAAAAAGAUACACAACACUUUAAACGUCAAUCAUGGUGGGACAUUUUGUAUCAACAACUAAAGAAAAUCCCUUUGAAUACCUCAUGUGAAAAUUGUUUGUUGUGAUGUUGCACUAAAAAAAUAAAAAUGACUCAUUUGUAACCCAA